This is a messenger RNA of Darwinula stevensoni, 2142 nucleotides long. Lineage: Eukaryota; Metazoa; Arthropoda; Ostracoda; Podocopida; Darwinulidae. The record is from the annotation of a GenBank genome assembly.
AUGAUAGCGGGGAGGCUGGGCCCAUGGGAAGGGAAGAGGCACAAGAAAAAGAGGCUCAUCCUGUUCCCAGCGCAGGGAACAGUAGGGAACCCCACGACCACACCCCUUCCCACCACGUCCACCCCUCGUCCAGCUGCUACCCCAGGACUCCUCCUCCACCACCUCCCCCUCCGACACCUGGUUCGAAAUUACUUCCUCUCCAAGCAUGAUCCAGAACCUCCAGUAGCCAUAUUCAUGAAGGCCAAUCAGGGCAACGACCGGACGAUGGUCGUCUCCAUAGACAGUAAAGGGACCUCCGGUUACCAGGUUCCAGGGUCAGGGCCAAGUCUUCCGCCUCCACCGAAGGAAGACCUGCUAAGGCCGACCUCCUCUGAUUGGCUCCCCAUUUGGGACCAGCAUAGCCUCUCUCUGUAUGUGCCUUACGACGAAAACCAAUUACCAUAUGGAGAUCAUCAAUUUACGCAUCGUAUGCUCCCCCUAUUCCUGCCUCCUCCUCCUCCUCCUCCUCCCAUGUUCCUGCAUUUUCCCUAUCCCCCCUUUUAUCACCCCAUGACGUCUGCGCCUCGCCUCUUUCAUCAUACCACACCUAGACCUGUUCUGGACUCAGUAUUUCAGGCAACGACGCCUCAUUCAAGUCCCUACGAACCUUCUCGGAUUCUCCCCACUCCUAUCCAAAUGUCCACUCCCUCAACUAUCUUGGCGAUCACUCCAGGUCCAUUUUUCGAACCAGGACACCCGCCGUCACCUCCGCCGAUCAUCCAUGUUCAACCUCUCAUGUCUCGCCCGAAGAUGCACUUUCGCAUGUACGAGGAACCUGAGCGACGACCCAAGAACCUGGUUUAUUUUCCACCGACCACAACCACUCUGCCUCCAAAUACGUCACUGGCCCGACAGCACUUCCUGAAUGCACUGGAUAAGGAUGGACGACGACGACGUCCUCAUCCAGAGUCCCACAAAGCGUGGGAAGAGAUCUCGGAAAAGCUGCGGAUCCCUCCUCGGUACGUGGAAUCAUUGUCAUACCAGCAGGCGACGACCACCCCUCGACCACUCAACCGUUUGAACUUGACUCCUCCUGAUCGCCCUCGGAACGAUGAUCUCAUCGAUCCCAUCCAGGCAAGACUUCGACACAAAGACGACCAGAGGUUCUCCUCGACGACUCCAGCCCCAAGGACUUACCUUAUCUCCACCAAGGCAGCCUUCCCGGAACCGAUCUCUCAUCUGACCUCGAAUGACCUCCGACUUCCAUCGAGUACCCUUGCCCCACCACCCUUUGACCCUAUGUUCAUCUUCCAGCGACCACCGGAUUACUCCUUAACCUUGUCGGAUGCGAUGACGGCAACCAAGGUGCCACCCUCUGUUCCACCUCCACAUCCUGACCAACUGUUGAACGAGAACGACAUCUACACCUCGACCAUUCGAUCACCGUUGAGGGUGAUAGAAUCUGCGACCCCUAUCCCUCCGAAGCGAAAAAUGUCUCCUUUCUCGAGACCCGACCUGGAGGACAUUUUGAAGUCGCUGAAAAAAGGGAAGGAGAAGAGGCGGAAGGUGAUGAAGGAGUGGAGGGAGAUGUUGCAGGAGAUUCCGGUCUUCCGUUUCGAUGAGAUCGAGGGCGUUCCCGGGCAACCGGGUGGGGACUACCCGACGUUUUCCUUCGUCCCCUUAACGUCCUUCACCUGCAGGGACAAGUUUCCCGGCUAUUACGCCGAUGGAGAGGCCGGAUGUCAGACGCAGAACACUCUGUUGCAACCUGUACCACAGGUGUUCGGAUUAUCGAGGCCCGGACGGUUCCUCGGUCGACUUCAUUUGGAUCUGAACCCCAAUAUCUUCGAUGGAGCGAAACGUGGGGCCAGUCGUGCGGCGUUCCACUUGUGCCACAAUGACGGACGAAUGGACUCGUUCCUCUGUCCGAACGGAACGGUGUUCAACCAACGGUUGUUCGUCUGCGACUGGUGGUUUGGUGUGGAUUGCCCCAAGUCAUCCGAUUACUACGAACGGAACCGGGACGUGUUCCAGUCUAUGGCCAUGGAGCCUGGGGGUUUCGGAUCUCUCCUGGUCCCAGGCUCAUUGCCUCCCGGGGGUUUCGAGUCUCUUCGGAUCCAAGAAUCCUUGCCUCCCGGGCAUCCCACCUACAACGAAGUGUGA